CCCAACGUCCAUCUCCGCACCACCAUUGCAGCACUUGCCACUGCGAGAGCGAGAGUGAGCAAGGAGUAGACCAAACGUACGUACGACGACGGCCAUGGCGAUGAGGAAGGAGGUCCUCCUUGCUGCCAUGAUGCUGGCGGUGGUGGUGGCGGCGCCGGACGGGGUGCGCGCGGCAUGCGAGGUGGGGCAGCUGACGGUGUGCAUGCCGGCGAUCACCACGGGCGCCAAGCCGAGCGGCGCGUGCUGCGGCAACCUGCGCGCGCAGCAGGCGUGCUUCUGCCAGUACGCCAAGGACCCCUCCCUCGGCGCCUACAUCCGCAGCCCCCACGCGCGCGAGACGCUCGUCUCCUGCGGCCUCGCCGUCCCCCACUGCUAGGCGCCUAGCGAGCGCGUAUGGCUCAGCUAUAGGUAGGCUACCUCCGUCGUCCAUGAGAGAUGAGAGAGACUAUAAUAGCUUAGCCUAGCUGAGACCUGAGAGAGUGCAUGCGUCAUGCACGCGCGCAUGUUUCUGUCCGAUCCAUGAUGCUGCAAUAAAAUGUUGGGUGAUGAUCGGUGCUUGAAUAAAAUGAGUUUUCCUACCUUC
Triticum urartu is the source of this 583-nucleotide messenger RNA. The record is from RefSeq and is a predicted model, not a curated record. Lineage: Eukaryota; Viridiplantae; Streptophyta; Magnoliopsida; Poales; Poaceae.